Sphenostylis stenocarpa is the source of this 234-nucleotide messenger RNA. Lineage: Eukaryota; Viridiplantae; Streptophyta; Magnoliopsida; Fabales; Fabaceae. The record is from the annotation of a GenBank genome assembly.
AUGGGAGGGAAGAAGUCAAGCACAUGCUCCAUUGGAAGUGUGUUGAAGGCGUGUUUCUCAAGUGGGGAUAGUGAUGAUGAUGGAUACUGGGAAGGCAGUGGGAGAAGGAUAUUUGCUAGUGAUGAAGACAGUGGACGCUGGGUUGCUGAGCCUGGCAUUGACAGAAAAGCCUCUGAUUUCAUUGCUAGACACUAUGCCACCAGAAUCACUGAUUCUCAACGCCAAUUUGCAUAA